This is a messenger RNA of Cucurbitaria berberidis CBS 394.84, 267 nucleotides long. RefSeq lists its product as uncharacterized. Gene Ontology annotation, cellular component: mitochondrion. NCBI's taxonomy places the organism in Eukaryota, Fungi, Ascomycota, Dothideomycetes, Pleosporales, Cucurbitariaceae. Gene Ontology annotation, biological process: mitochondrial respiratory chain complex IV assembly. The coding region runs from base 1 to 267 and encodes 88 amino acids. The transcript has 2 exons. The record is from RefSeq and is a predicted model, not a curated record.
AUGUCUCGAGCAUCACAGAUCACAUUGGCCACUACUUGUGUCACUGCGAUUGGCAUUGUUGCAUUUGUACAUCUUUCGCAGAAAGCAGAUAAAGCAGCAAUGCACGCUGGUGUCAUCCGAGACUACGAACAACAAAGAGUAAAACGCGAGCGACUGGCGGAUUUCGAGAUGCAGAAGGCAUUGGAGGAGGAAUACAAGAAAUAUCAGACUGUAUCAGAUGGUGGAGGACCUGUUACUCCGCAACAGCCAGAAGGAUCAGCCCGGUGA